This is a messenger RNA of Photinus pyralis (common eastern firefly), 3434 nucleotides long. Its product is annotated as venom carboxylesterase-6-like. Lineage: Eukaryota; Metazoa; Arthropoda; Insecta; Coleoptera; Lampyridae. The transcript is spliced from 11 exons. Bases 1581 to 3284 code for a protein of 567 amino acids. The record is from RefSeq and is a predicted model, not a curated record.
GCAUCUUGUUCCUCAAUAGGUACCGUUAAUGAUGCUUCCGUUCCCGCUUAGGGAUUUUAAUGCCGUUUCCGUGUUACGUAAUUUUGUUUUAGCUUCUCCUGAACUCUGGAAUUGACCAUCUGACUACAGAUGACAAGCCCGUGGUUUUCGACUUUGUGCAACGGGAACCGACGGUCCUUGACCAGAGGCAAGGUGUGAGAAUCUUCUGGUGACGCUCGCGGAUAACCAGGAGGUUAGAGUACAAAAUCACCUGGCCAAGUUUGAUGACCAGCAUCUGUUCGCCCUAUAAGGCGCUACACUUGCACCCAGGUUCAGGGGUUGGAGGUACUCGGGCGUGAUCUUAAGAAUAUCGUACGAGAACAACCCUUGAGUGGUUGAAGGAGGUGUUUGGUAACCUCCCACUGUUGUGGAAGGCUGCACACCCAAAGGUAAUGCAGGAAGACUGCCUUUCUAGCCUCCUAAAGGCUACCAUUUGGGUCCCGGGAGAACCUGACGAGCUGGUGAGGGUUAAGCGACGCUUGGAGGUACAGAAUUCCUGGGCAAAGGUAAGCAGGUACCCCACUAUUAUAAAUAUAAAGAAAACAUGCAUAUUCGAAACGUGGAGACCCUGGUGGAGAUGGAUUUUCGUGAAAAGUCCUCCGGUACGGGUGGGAGAUGAAAAUAAAAAGAAAAUCGUUGGGACCCGGGGGGUACCGAGGAUGAGCGCGUCCAACCGUCUAGGGUAGAAUUUUUUAUCGCCUCCCCCCCCACCCACGGGGGCGUUGCUGUAAGAUGUGAAAAAACGCGAAAAAACACCUUUUCGGACGGGAAGUUAUUCGACGUUCGGGGUCGGUACUUUCGGAAUCCGUAGCCGUUAGGGGUGGUCACUUUUGAAUUUUUCUUCGAUCCCGCUCGACGACCCCGGGAGGUAGGAGGAGGGCGUAAAGUGCAGCCGCCAGACCGUUUUCAGUAUAUAUACGCAACUUUAAAAUUAGUAGCGGACGAAGGAGGGGAGAUACGAAAAAACUUUACGUUGCGUUUAGGAUCUAGCUCAAGGGAGGCUGAUAGUUUUCGUCAUUGAGGAAAGAGACCAGGCUAACCUAAUCACCAAGGUGGAAGGCGAGGGGUCAUCUCCCUAAUAUACGGGCUGUAUUCUGUUCACAAAAAAAGGAAAUGUAGGGAGUUUCGGACUCCCCCGCAAUUCUAUAAAAACCUCAAAUUGUCAAAGUAGGUGAAAUAUCUGAUGAUGUCGGUUUUCUAUGUGAAUUUAAAAGAAGCAUUAAAACUGCAAGGUCAUGCAGGUUUACGUCGGUAUCAGUUUGAUAAGAGACCUUUUGCCUGACCUAAGAAAUUCCAAGAGAUAAUGGGGGUUAAAUAGAAGUAUGAUUUCAGAAAUUGCAUCCUUUCCGUCCAUUUAAGUAAGUAUAAUAAACAGUAGCUAAUUAAUGAGCUGCAGAAACAACAUCCGAUUACGUCAUUAGAAGCGAACUUAAUGAAAUAAGAUUUUGGAAUAUGUCCCAGAUUUUAUGAUGACCAAAAGCCGAUAAAUUAAUUAAAGGUUUUCAUACACUGGGCUGUUUGGGAAGACCGGCGUUCCCUCCAUGCCAUGGCCGAAUUUGAUAAAAGUGAUUUUGUUACUUGUUCCGGCACUCAAUUCAAAGAACUAUUCUACGAGUGUUAGUAUAAAACAGGGCACCUUAGAAGGAAGCGUAAGGAAGACUUGGGGUGGCCGAACAAUUUUCGCCUUUCAGGGUAUUCCGUACGCUGAACCUCCAAUCGGAAACCGCCGCUUUCAGCCUCCGCUGCCAGCUCAACCAUGGGAAGGAGUUUUGAACGCCACCAAAUCCCAUCCAUUCUGUCCACAAAGCGACGUAUUUCGGAAUGAUUUGCAAGUCUAUGGAAAGGAAAACUGCCUAUUCCUUAAUGUCUAUGCUCCCAACGUUACCGAUGAACAAUAUCCUUUGCCUGUUAUUGUCUUCAUUCAUGGUGGAGGAUUCAUUAGUGAUAGUGGCAAUCCGGAACUCUACGGACCAGACAUAUUACUUGAUAAGGACCUUGUAUUGGUUACUGUCAACUACCGUCUAGGUGCGUUGGGUUUUCUAAGCUUGGAAGAUGACAUCCUUCCUGGAAAUAACGGCUUGAAAGACCAAAACAUAGCGUUACUGUGGGUCAGAGAUAAUAUCGAAAGUUUUGGGGGUGAUCCUGGCAAAAUUACCAUUUUUGGAAACUCCGCAGGUGGAGCUAGUGUUUACUAUCACAUCCUUUCCCCACUGAGCAGAGGAUUAUUUCACGCGACAAUUUCGAGCAGUGGGAUUGCUACGAGCCCUUGGGCGUUAGCAAAACCUGGCGAAGGUCGGGCGGCUGCCAGAAAAUUGGCCAAGUCGUUAAAUUGCUCUGCUUCAUCCAGUGAAGAGAUUGUCAAGUGCUUACAAGGUGUCGAUGCCCAUGACAUAGUUAGACUGGUUCAGAAUUUAAUGGAGUUUCAUUACGAGUGCAGUAUACCACAUAGACCGGUUAUUGAACCAAAAAAUCCCGGAGCUUUCAUCAGCGAUCACCCAAUUGACAUAAUUAAAUCCGGAGAAUUCUCACAAGUUCCAUACAUGUUGGGGUUAACAGCAAAUGAUGGAGCCUUAAAGUCAGCAGCUAUUUACGCCAAUCAUAGCUUAGUUGAAAGACUGAACAAUGAAUUUGAGGAUAUUGUUCCGAUAAUGCUCUUCUAUGGCGACCAAAACUUUAAACAGAGGAUUACAGCGAUUAUUCGAAAGUUUUAUUUUAAUGACAGAUCGAUCGGUAAUGAUACGAAGUCGGAACUAACAGACGUGCUGACAGAUGGGUACUUUUACUACCCUCAAAGAGCCACGAGUGAAAUACACGCCAAAUACUCCAGUCAACCGGUAUACUUCUACUUAUUUGGCUACAAAGGCACGCUCAGAGCUUCGGCUUACUUCGGGGACCCAACGUAUGACUACGGUGUAUGCCAUUGUGACGAUUUAAAUUACAUCUUGAACCAUCAGUACAUGUCCAGCUAUAGACCAACGGAGGCCGAUUUAAAAAUGAACAACCUUAUGACUACGUUGCUGUAUAACUUUGCAAAGACAGGAAAGCCCACACCGGAGAUUACUUCCGUUCUGAAAACGCAAUGGAAAGCACUAAAGGAUAAUGAGUUUAGGUACUACUCCAUAAUUGGACCGGACGAUGUGACGAUGAGAGACCGUUUAUUUGAAGAUCGAUAUAACUUUUGGAAGAAGCUAGAUAUUUAUCCUAAACUACAAAGUGAAGGUGAACCGAUUAGUAAUGUGAUAUGAAGGGUGGUAUAUUAGAGCUCUGCCCAAAAGCUAGACAAUUCAGAGACGAAAAAUUGGACCUCUCUGGGAAAUAUUGCAAUUUGCUUGAAUCUUCCCUGUACGAUAAGCUUUUAUUCUAUCAUCGAAUAAAGAAAAAUUCUUUAAUCUUUC